AUGAGGAAAGAAAAUCAAUCCUCAAUCCUGGAUUUUGUCCUCCUGGGAGUUACCGGUCAGCGGGAACAGGAAGACAUCUUCUUUAUCCUCUUCCUGUUCAUCUACCCCACCACACUGAUUGGAAACCUGCUCAUCAUCUUGGCCAUUCGCUUUGACACUCGACUUCACAACCCCAUGUAUUUUUUUCUCGCUAACCUCUCUUUAGUGGACAUUUUCUUCUCCUCUGUUACAAUCCCUAAGAUGCUAGCUAACCACUUCUUGGGAAGCAAAGCUAUAUCCUUUGGAGGAUGCCUGGCACAGAUGUACUUCAUGAUUGCCUUGGGUAACACAGACAGCUAUAUCUUGGCUGCAAUGGCCUAUGAUCGUGCUGUGGCCAUCAGUCGCCCACUUCACUACACAACAAUUAUGAGUCCACGGGCUUGUGUUCUGCUAGUUGUUGGCUCUUGGGUAAUUGGAAACUCCAAUGCCUUCCCACACACUCUGCUUACAGCUCGUCUCUCUUUCUGUAGUAACCGGGAAGUAGCCAACUUCUACUGUGAUAUUACCCCUUUGCUCAAGCUCUCCUGUUCUGACAUCCAGUUUAAUGUGAAGAUGAUGUACCUAGGGGUUGGUGUUUUCUCUGUGCCCUUGCUGUGCAUCAUCAUCUCCUACAUCCGGGUCUUUUCCACAGUCUUAAAAGUUCCAUCCACCAACGGUGUACUCAAAGCCUUCUCCACCUGUGGUUCCCACCUCACGGUUGUGUCUCUGUACUAUGGGACAGUUAUGGGCAUGUAUUUCCGCCCCCUCACUAGUUACAGCCUAAAGGAUGCUGUGAUAACUGUGAUGUACAUGGCAGUGACCCCAAUGUUAAAUCCCUUCAUCUACAGUCUGAGAAAUCGGGACAUGAAGGCUGCCCUGCGAAAACUCUUUACCAAGAGAAUUUCCUCAUAACCAAUGUGAGGUCAUACACUAAAGACUGCAGUCAUCAAUUAGCAUGCGCUUGAAAAUCCACCCUCAAUGUCCUCUCCCUCAAAAAAGAUGUCUUUGAUGUUUUCAGCUAGAAGUUAGUCUUCUCUAAAAUCUUAUGGCAGGACUGGUAAGACAGCAUAAUGGUUAUACAAAAAGACAUACAAACUUGAGGUUCCAAAGUCCUAGAUUCAAUUACUGAGCAGUAUUCUGGCAAAAUUUAAAAAAAUAAAUAAAAUAAAAUAAUUAACUAAAAAACACAAAGAAAACAAAAAUCUUAAAGCAAUAUACAAUAUAUUUUACUGAAAUUAUCACUUGUGCGUAAUGUUCUUUUGAAACUAUGGCAUCUCAGAAAUAUUUUGUUAAUGCUUCA
This is a messenger RNA of Erinaceus europaeus (western European hedgehog), 1318 nucleotides long. RefSeq names its product olfactory receptor 1A1. The record is from RefSeq and is a predicted model, not a curated record. The transcript has a single exon. Gene Ontology annotation, cellular component: membrane. Gene Ontology annotation, molecular function: G protein-coupled receptor activity; olfactory receptor activity. Bases 1 to 930 code for a protein of 309 amino acids. Lineage: Eukaryota; Metazoa; Chordata; Mammalia; Eulipotyphla; Erinaceidae. Gene Ontology annotation, biological process: G protein-coupled receptor signaling pathway.